Pseudogymnoascus verrucosus is the source of this 1877-nucleotide messenger RNA. It is a transcript of the gene NBP35, whose product is annotated as cytosolic Fe-S cluster assembly factor nbp35. The coding region runs from base 126 to 1160 and encodes 344 amino acids. Gene Ontology annotation, molecular function: ATP-dependent FeS chaperone activity; ATP binding; 4 iron, 4 sulfur cluster binding. The record is from RefSeq and is a predicted model, not a curated record. Lineage: Eukaryota; Fungi; Ascomycota; Leotiomycetes; Thelebolales; Thelebolaceae. The transcript has a single exon. Gene Ontology annotation, cellular component: cytosol. Gene Ontology annotation, biological process: iron-sulfur cluster assembly.
UCUGCCAACGUGCUUAUCAAUUUCCGAGGAGUUUCCCAAAUAUAUACCCCGCCACCAGCAUCUCUCACCAACUUCACCUCGUCAACAACACGCAUGUUGGGCGAUUUCGACUCCUCAAAUCCAUCAUGUCUCCCUCACUAGAAGAACCGACCGCCAGCGAUGUCCUCGAUGUCAUCAAAAACCCGCUCAAAGCCCCGCCACAGCUGGUCGCCCCAGAGCCAGAACACUGUGUAGGUCCAGAGUCCGAACAAGCCGGCACCGCAGAUUCCUGCCAAGGUUGCCCUAACCAAGCCAUCUGCGCUUCCGCACCGAAGGGUCCUGAUCCCGAUAUACCACUCAUUACGGCACGCCUUGCAUCCAUCUCUCAUAAGAUCCUCGUCCUCAGUGGCAAGGGCGGCGUGGGCAAGUCCACCUUCACCACCCUCCUAGCGCACGCCUUCGCCCGCAACCCCGCCUCCACAGUCGGCAUUAUGGACACAGAUAUCUGCGGGCCCUCGAUCCCCAAGAUGAUGGGUGUGGAAACCGAGACCAUCCACGUCAGCGCCUCGGGCUGGAGUCCCGUCUGGGUUGCCGACAACCUCGCCGUUAUGUCCGUCCAGUUCAUGCUUCCUUCCCGCGACGAUGCUGUUAUCUGGCGCGGCGCAAAGAAGAACGGAUUAAUCAAGCAAUUCCUCAAAGACGUCGAGUGGGGGCCCAUGGACUUCCUACUUGUGGAUACUCCGCCAGGAACAUCCGAUGAGCAUCUCAGCGUCAAUGCAUUCCUCAAGGAGAGUGGCGUUGAUGGUGCAGUUGUGGUCACCACGCCGCAGGAAGUUGCGCUCCUGGAUGUGCGUAAGGAGAUCGAUUUCUGUCGUAAGGCAGGCAUCAAGGUCUUAGGGCUCGUAGAGAACAUGUCAGGGUUCGUGUGUCCGAAGUGCACGCACGAGAGUCAGAUCUUCCAGGCGACGACUGGAGGAGGGCUCGCGCUGGCAAAGGAAAUGGGCAUUCCAUUCCUUGGGUCCGUGCCACUGGAUCCGCGAAUCGGAAUGAGCUGUGAUUAUGGAGAGAGCUUCUUCGAUGCCUAUCCAGAUAGCCCGGCUUGUGCGGCCUUGAAGGAUGUUGUCAGGAGGGUGGGAAAAGAGGUCGGAUUAGAUGCAAAGGAUGUCUUGCCUGAGGAUUGAAAGGUGAACAUGUUAGCCAGCGGCCGAUGAGGCUGCCGUCAGGGACCUCACAACGACGUCAACGCGUCGCUCACUAUCAAGACAAGGGCAGAGGAAUAGCCAAUCCGCCAUACUGGUCAGGCUUAAAGGAUAGAAUUCUCCAAGCCAAGUCAAGUUGAGCCGCAAUAUACCCCAUAGGUGCCAUAUACACGUUCGUAGAACUAGGUAAUGCACCAGUUGCUGCAAAGCAUCAGUUAGUCAAGAAUCAAGAAAUAAUCCAAUAGUAUCAGUAUCCAUAUGUCAGAUGUAAUGCUGUGUCGCUCUCGCCGUCUGCUCUCGCCGUCUAUUUCCAUCGUUUAGCGGACAUGCAGCCCCUUUGUCUCCAGGGGAAUCCCCAAUCCUCAUCCCCAUUACCAGAACCUCAGGCCAACACCCCCCCUCCCACAGGCGAAGCACCCCCUUAUAACCCAACUUAACUCACUCUCCUUUCAAGCGGCACAGUAGCGCAGUGGAAGUACCACUGUCUGGACAAUCUGGCCAGGGCUUGGAAAUGAAUAAAAAAGGGCACCAAUUCGACUCCCAGCAAUCGACGACAAUAAAAAAACAAGUUCAACUUCGAGCAACCGACAAGAAAUAAACGAUGACUUCGAGCAACCAACAAGAAUAAACAACGAAUACAUAACAUAACAUCAAAAAGUAAAAUCAAGUGAUUUUCUCCUCAUCAAAUCUCAAGACGCU